Molecule: messenger RNA, 15453 nt
Organism: Pelobates cultripes (western spadefoot toad)
Lineage: Eukaryota; Metazoa; Chordata; Amphibia; Anura; Pelobatidae
Source: the annotation of a GenBank genome assembly
UCACCUCGGGGUAAGUGUGCAGGGGGUAGGUCUCAUCGCACACCAUGUGACAGGAGGCACUGUCUCCCAGGGCAGACUCCAAGGACCCGCUGCUGGCACAAACAAGCAGCGCAACAACCAACAACAUCUGUACGGCCGCCAUCUUCCUACUCUAACUCUACUUCCGUGUUUUGUUUUGUGUGUUGUUUUUUUUUUUUUUUGCAGCAAAAAGGGCUGUCUAAACCACUUCCGGUAAACGGCCACGUAAUCACGAGCGACUGCCUUUGUUGACAUCGAGAAGACGCGUGCGUGCGUGCGUACGUACUUGCGUGCGUUUUCGUCAUGACAGCGCGACGACGUUCUGCCCUUCUGCGGGCGGAAACUCAGAUUUAUUUUCAGUCUGUGUGCUGCUUGGGGGGAAGCAUGGAUAAGUUCGUUGUUAGAAAACCCAAGUGUCUGCAGCCAGAGGUUAAAAUCCCCAGUAAAACCAAAGGACAGGCCACUCUGUAUUCACUAAAGGUGAGAGGGGAGCUCUGGGGGACAGCUUGUACCCUGCUCAUCCCUAUCAUUGGGUGUGCACAGGAUAUUAUUAUUUAUUGUAUAUUGAUCUCUCACUCAUACAGUGCAUUUAAUUUUAUUCUUCAAACCAAGUCAGUAUUACACAUUUUCUGUGAAAGAUACAAGAGAAAAUAAGGUAUACAACUUGUUCAAAGUGAAUUCCAAAAUACCAAAUAUUGCUCUAGGAAUAACCAAACAUAUCUGAAUGUGCAGGCCAUUUUUCUUUUAAACAAGGCAAUAAACAUCAGUAUUGACAUAUAGUACAGGUAGAGACAUACAUGAAUGACAAAGGGGGGAAAAAAAAAAUCAUCUCUAUGUCAAGGUGUUCCUGGGCACACUCUGAUAAUAACCAUUGUUGUUCUUGUGAUGUUUUUAUUGAGCUCCUGUAAAAUGUCAGUAUGGGCACUUUGACCGUACUUUGCAAAGCAGGCUGAUAAAAUAGCAUAGAUGUGAAGGCAAUCUUGCAUUUUAAAUUCUCUAUUUGCAGGUCCAGCUUUAUACAUUUCUAGUCGUUAUAGGAGAAUACCAAGCGCCAUUAGAGCUCUCAGUGUAAGUUAUCAAACCUUUUUGUAAUGGUUUGAUUUCUUACCUGGGGUCCACUAGGCACCGCCUCUAUGAGAGCAGGAACUUUCAUCUUGCAGCUAAGCUUAGUGGUUUAGGGCUUAGACCAUUGGCUAAGUGUAAUCAGCUGACUCUGUCAUCCAAUGACUUGACACUGCACUGCAGGGUUUAGCCUCAGAGAGGUGUCAGAAGCUCCACGCAGGGGUGUUUCUAGCUCUCAUAAAGGCACACAAUUUGAUUACUUACGUUGGGCGGCACUCCUGGCUGCAUAAUCACUAUAGUGCACUUUAGUGGUUAAGGUGCUUGGAGUGUUCCUAUAAAUGGUCACUGUCAUCUAAUGUUUUAUUAUACUUGUCCUGUUUUGUCUGGGAUUAGGAGGGGUUAUACCAUUCUAAAGGAGCAGUCUACGCAACAUGAUCAAUGCUAUAUGAUACUUCAAUUCAUGUACAGUUGCAUUUUCAAAUAUAUUUAUCCUCUAGAAUAGUGCUACACAACCUUCGGCACUCCAGAAAACUCUCAUAGCCAUAAUGCUGGUAAAGCUUGAGAGAGAUUUAGUCCACAUCUAAAGUGCCGACCGUUGCCUACCUUUGCUCUAGAAGAUGUACUUUAGAAUUGCCAUCCCUGAUUUAUAAGUGCUGUAUGCAACUAUAGCAAUCUAUGAUUUCAUCAAUUUUUAUAAACGGUUUUUCUGUUUAGAGAGUUGUGGUCCUGGAAGAUAUAAAGAGAUGGAAAUGUAUUCUGGAGUUUCCUAACCAGACAAGAGAAAAUCUGAUGAAUACUCUGAAGGAACUUAAGAAAAAAAUUCCUUCUGAAGAAGUGAUAAGAUCAACAAAAAUCGGUACUAAAAUCUGCAGGCUGUUGAGUCUGUAGAAUGUGUAGUGGUGAAUUCAAGGUUUGAGUUUCAGGGCAAAUGCUUCCCCCAAUAAGUCAAGGGCAUUUAUGCGUGUCCUGCAGCAGAAGCUGAAGGAAAGAGCACCCCGCCAAAUACUUGUAGCCAUGUUGCAAAUCUUUGUGUGAUUGUUAUAUGGCUUUAUGCCUGUCUGCAAGUGGGUGUAGGUAUCUGCAUUUGUGCACAGGUUGAUGUAAAUGUAAGCUCGACUGGUAUCAAAAGAUUUGACAUUUUAAGCGCUGAUUUUCUUCCUUCUCUAAAGAAAAACACAUCUCACAUUACAUCUCCCAGCGUCACCAGCAAAGAUAUAUUUUUAAACAAGUGACUUAAUGAGUGCUUCUUUCUUAGAUAUAUUGUUUUUGAAAUACUUAUUCCAAGUAAUUUUUUUGUUUGUAAGACCGAUAUGUCACCAGUAUUACUCUUUUUAAUGUAACAGAAUGCAAGCAAUUAAACAAUCAUUCUAUGUCUCUAUUUUUGGGUGUUUUUAAAUAAAUAGUAUGUACUCCACGGUUUAUGUCUAAGCCUAAAACAUAUUUAACAAACCUUUUCAGUGCAGUAGAGUGUUUUAUCUACAGUCUUGCUUUUUUUUGUUUUUUAUAUAUAUAUAUAUAUAUAUAUAUAUAUAUAUAUAACUUGUACUCAGUAUAAAUCCAUUAUUCCUAAUUUGUCACUUUCUCAUUUAUAUACUAUGUCCAAAACAGCCAUAGGGUAUCUUAAUUUAUUUAAAUUUCUUACUUCUCUCCUUUCCUGAAUGUGAAGGAUGUAUUACGUCCAAAAAGUGCAGGAGCAACCCAUGUCACUUGCACUUUUCUAUGAACAUUUAGCAUUUAAGAUUUGUUAAUCCCGGUUUGUCUUCAAAGUUUUACUACUUUCUUUCUUUUUCUCUGUAUGUUUAGGUGAAGCAGUUGGAAGCCUACAGACACAUGAUGAUAAGGAUGUGUCACACUUGGCACAGGAAGUUUACAACCAGUGGGAAACGUUCAUAAAGGAGAAUCGCAGCAAACCAAACAUUGAAGUAAGAUGUGAUGCUGCAACUGAGAAACUACGCCAAAAUGCCAGGCGACUGUUGGCUGAAGCACAAAAUAUGGAGGUAAGGAAUAGUACGGUAAUCAUCAUGACAAGCAGGUGAAUGAAUGUCCUGGAAUUGUAGGACAUUUCUGUUGCUCUAACAAAAGGUGGGUUAAUGAGAAACAAAUAUUUACAUUUUCAUUAUUAUAUUUCUUGUUUUGUAAAUAUGUGAAUAAUUUGUUUCCUUGUAAGUAAUUGGGGGGGCGGCAAUUCAAACACUGUACAAGGGAGGCUCCUACUAAAAUGUAUAUGUUAAGGUGACUUGACACGUGGUCCAUCCUUCCCAUGGGUGCGUGUCUUAACCGCAGCAAUCAUUAUGUGGAGUUCUGCAAGGAUCAUUGCCUUUCACAUGAUAAUGAUUUUUCUUAACACAUCACUGUAGGUGUAAUUCCUAACCUGUUUCCAUCUCCAGGCUGAUCACUCUUUGGUUGAAUGUAUUGAACGUGAAGUUUUCCAUCAGACCUCCCGUCUGAUCAAUGUUCACUACCGCAGAACAAUCCGGGCACUUGUAUUUGCACUGAAGCACAAGGCAGAGACUCGAUGCCAAGUCAAAGAAGGGACUAUAAAGAUUCAUGAGUUGGUGCAAAGUCAUAAGAAAUAAAAAAAGAACAUUCUCAACUCCUGGGUGAGAACAACUGUACAACACCUUCAGGAAAAUUCAGGACAUGUAACCUUGGAUCAAGUUAAUGUUACAGGGAAUACUACAUGUAGGUUCUCGGGCUGGUUAGCACUAAUGCCCUUUCUUCUGUCAUACAUUUAUUUUUCCAUUGGUUACCAUCACAAGACUCUUCUUUCAAUGGAGCAUGAUAUGCCUAUUGUGUAGGCUUUUUAAUAUCGGGAGAUUGCCAGGUUAAUAUAGCAGGACUCAGUUACACACAGUAUAAUACAUUCAUUGUUAACAUCUUGAGAUGCCGGCCCUUUCUCGUGGUUGGUUAUUGGGCAAUGUACUUGCGAGUUCAAACCAGGAAAGGCUAGACAUGCUUUCACAGUCACAGAGGUGUUUAAAAAAAAUAAAAAUAAUAUUCUUAAACAUAAGUUGUUAUAUUCAUAAACAUGUUUUGAGAAUUUUAAAAUUCAGUGUGUAAAAUGUAUAUAACUCCAUUAUCUCUGCCUAUUAUUAUAGUGUAGUGCAGGAUCUGUCAAGAUUGACAAGAGUCACGCUGCUAUCAUGAAUUCUACCCCUCUCCCGUUACUCAUAUCUUGGGGAGAGGCUCUAAGAAGAGGGAGACUGACAAAACAAAACAGUAAAGCUUAUUCACUGAAGUGGCUAUUUUACCCUUGGUUUUGAAAUUCACUUUGCAUUUUACAAUGUAACACAGCCAAUCAGAAUUCAGCGUGAACAGUUAUUCACAUUACCCAACUUCACUAUAAUGCAGGGCUUCUGACAAUAGACACAACUAAAUAGGAACGUCCCUUUUCUUUUAUGCACAGCUCUUGUUUAGUCAUUACUGACAUAUAAAUUGUAUAUUUGGCUACUUAUAUGUAUUUGUCAUUCUGCAUACAAUGAUUGUAACACAUGCUGUGUUUGAAAAGUGCUCUGAAAUCUGAAUUUGUUUUUUAAUUUCAAUAAAACAUUAUUUUUGUAUGAGAUUUUACCCCAUUUCUGUACUCAAGCAAAUACAUAUUAAAGAAUCACAGUGUAAUAGUUAUUUAUGUAUUUAGUAUUGUGUGUGUGUGUGUGUGUGUGUGUGUAUAUGUAUACAUAUAUUUAUUUUAUUUUGGCUAGAGAGUUCCUUUUUAGAUUUUGGUUAUAGGGGUAGCAAAAAGGGCAUAACCCUACAUAUAAUAUAAAUUAAAGAAAAGAAUAAUAGGAAGAAAUCCUCUCGUACAAGGACGAGGGGAAUCCUCCUACCGGCACCACCACUAGAAAAACAUAUGUACAAGCUUAUAGAAAAAAAAGAUAUGUAUAACUAAAAUAAACUUUAAUGAAAAUUCAAAAUACACAUAAUUCCCAAAUAGUGGGAAUAAAAACCCAAAACAAAAGAAAAACGUGAUACUAUAUUGGCUGCCAGUCGCUGCUAAAUGAAUCUAUGAUAGCAUGAAAAGGUUACCACAAGUGUAGCAAACCUAUUCAUAACAUAGUAAUAAUCAGUAGAAACACUGUUGCAAUGCUAACUCACAGAAUAACGGUCUGCAGAUAUGUGAAUAGAUGCCAAAGAAGCAGUGUGCUGUGCUCCAGUACAUAAACCAGAGGGCAAAGACGCAUAAGAAAUCCCCAAUAUAAGUCAAAACAUUAUCUAGAUAGUCUAAAAUACCCAUAUAUAACUGUCCUAUCUGUUGAAAGGUAGGAAAUCGAAAGGACAGAAAGAUAUAUAGGGAAAAAUAGAGAGGGCUAUUCCGAUGCUGUUACUUUUGUUUUUAGCAUUCUACUAGAGUACUUAUUGCAAUCCCGUGCUGUGCCUACAUCAGACCUUGGCCGGCCAGUCUCCUUACCAGUAGGGGCAUUUGGUUUUCUAUAUAAGAGGUAUCUACAGUGGGGGUGUCCUUUCCUCUUUUUGCUCUGGACUCCCCUGGUGAUUACCUCUCUACCUCUUUAUUUUUCCUUAUAUAUCUUACUGUCCUUUCGAUGUCCUACCUUUCAACAGAUAGGACAGCUAUAUAUGGGUAUUUUAGACUAUCUAGAUAAUGUUUUGACUUAUCUUGGGGAUUUCUUAUGUGUCUUUGCCCUCUGGUUUAUGUACUGGAGCACAGCACACUGCUUCUUUGGCAUCUAUUCACAAAUCUGCAGACCGUUAUUCUGUGAGUUAGCAUUGCAACAGUGUUUCUACUGAUUAUUACUAUGUUAUGAAUAGGUUUGCUACACUUGUGGUAACCUUUUCAUGCUAUCAUAGAUUCAUUUAGCAGCGACUGGCAGCCAAUAUAGUAUCACGUUUUUCUUUUGUUUUGGGUUUUUAUUCCCACUAUUUGGGAAUUAUGUGUAUUUUGAAUUUUCAUUAAAGUUUAUUUUAGUUAUACAUAUCUUUUUUUUCUAUAAGCUUGUACAUAUGUUUUUCUAAGGGUGGUGCCGGUAGGAGGAUUCCCCUCGUCCUUGUAUGAGAGGAUUUCUUCCUAUUAUUAUUUUCUUUAAUCUUCUAUAAACAUUAACUAAAGUGAAUUGUCUGGAAUUCUGUGUGAAUUAAAACUGAAUUUAAAAUAUUACGUCGAAACUGAAAAUGCAGCUGCCUUGGGGAAAAAAUGGUUAUUUCAUAGCACCAACACAAACAUAGUUACAGGUAAGAAAGCACAUCAAAAGCAAUCAAGUAUCUGCAAUUAACCUUUUCAAUGCUUGUCCAUCUUGCAUUGAAAUCAACAAAGAUGCAAUAUCUAAAAUUUUAUAAUUUUAAAUUUACCAAACGUAUUGCCCAACCAAUUGCUACAUUACACCCUGUUCCAAAUUAUUAUGCAAAUUCUAUUUAAGUGUCACAAAGAUUAAAUAUUUUGUUUUUCAGUUUAACUCAUGGAUGGCAUUGUGUCUCAGGGCUCUUUUGAUCACUGAAAACAAUCUCGGACACCUGUGAUAAUUAGAUUGCCAGGUGAGCCCAAUUUAAAAAAAAAAAAUACUAAAGGAGGGUGUUCCACAUUAUUAAGCAAAACACCAUUUUCAUGCAAUAUGGGGAAGAAAAAGGAUCUCUCUGCUGCCGAAAAGAGUGAAAUCGUUCAAUGCUUUGGACGAGGUAUGAAAACAUUAGAUAUUUCCCGAAAACUUAAGCGUGAUCAUCGCACUAUUAAGAGAUUUGUGGAUGAUUCAGAGCACAGACGGGUUCAUGCAGAUAAAGGCACAUUGAGGAAGAUUUCUGCCAGAUCCAUGCAUCGGAUCAUGAGAGCAGCUGCUAAAAUACCAUUACAUAGCAGCAAACAGAUAUUUGAAGCUGCUGGUGCCUCUGGAGUCCCACGGACAUCAAGGUGUAGAGUCCUCCACAGUCUUGCAACUGUGCAUAAACCUUCUAUUUUGCCACCACUAACCAAUGCUCACAAGCGGAAACGACUGCAAUGGGCAGAAAUAUACAUGAAGACUAAUUUUCAAACAGUCCUGUUCACUGAUGAGUGCCAUGCAACCCUGGAUGGUCCAGAUGGAUGGAGUAGUGGAUGGUUGGUGGACGGCCACCCUGUUCCAACAAGGCUGCGACGUCAGCAAGGCGGUGGUGGAGUCAUGUUUUGGGCUGGAAUCAUGGGAAGAGAGAUGGUCGGCCUCUUUAGGGUCCCCAAAGGUGUAAAGAUGACCUCUGCAAAGUAUGUGGAGUGUCUGACUGACCACUUUCUUCCCUGGUACAGAAGGAAGAACUAUGCUUUCUGUAAUAAAAUUAUCUUCAUGCAUCACAAUGCACCAUCUCAUGCUGCAAAGAAUACCUUUGCUGCUAUGGGGAUAAAAGGAGAGAAAGUCAUGGUGUGGCCUCCAUCCUCCCCUGACCUCAAUCCUAUUGAGAACCUUUGGAGCAUCCUCAAGCAAAAGAUCUAUGAGGGUGGGAGGCAUUGUACAUCCAAACAGCAGCUCUGGGAAGCUAUUCGGGUAUCUUGCAAACAAAUUCAAGCAGAAACUGUCCAAAAACUCAAAAGUUCAAUGGAUGCAAGACUUGUGAAGCUGCUAUCAAAUAAGGGGUCCUAUGUUAAAAUGUAACGUGACAUGUUAAAAUAUGUUUAAAAAGUUAAAAUGUUGUUAUACGUUUGAUUGAAAUAGCUUUUGAUUUCAGUAAAUAUGCUGCAAACACAACAAAUUACAAUUUUCAGUUCUUUACAACCUAUAAAGUGUUUUGAAACUUACUGUGCAUAAUAAUUUGGAACAGUGCAUUGUAAGUUUUUAUGUUUAAAAAAAAAUACUGUUAUCAUUAGGAGGUUUGUUCAGUAAAAUUUGAAUUGUACUCUUAAUAGUUGAUAACAUGAGAAUUAUGUUGACUGUUAUUUACAUCAAUUAUUUAGGUAAAUGAGAAAAAUAUCAUUUGCAUAAUAGUUUGGAACAGGGUGUAUAUAUGUGUUGUGUUUAACCACACCUUGCUUCAAUGUAACAUUAAUUUAAAUGGGAACACAAAUUAAAACAAAACAUUCUAUAGAGAUGUGUGCUUGUAUUUAAUUUCCAAGGCACAGUAGUACAUCAUUCUCUAAUAUUUUGUAAUUAGUUGCCAUUUUGUUUAGUUAAUACCUUGUAUGGAGCAUCUGCACAUGUAACAGUGACCUUGUAAAACUGUACAAUCGUUAAACUGCAUAUUCUGGCUAAUGGAAAGCCCGUUAUCGAAACUAGUAAAUAUUGAUAAGUUACAACAGAAUCUUAGAAGACCGCAAACUGCUUCAGACGGUCUGCCCAUUUUAUCUUUCGUAAACAUUCUAAAAUGUCUAUUGCUGUAUCGCUUGAAUCACAGUUCAGUAUUCCAUUGUCUUACCCACUUUGAAAAGUAAUAAUUGUGGGUGCACGGUAAUGGUGAGUAGUUUAUUACUGGCGUGUGAUAGAGGCACCUCGUCACAGUAAUACCAGGCCCACCACUGCUAUAAGCAUGAGGAUGCCAGCUAAGAUACAGAUACUGAUAAAAAUCACGUCGCUGCCAUCCUGUCCAUUGUCACUGGUCUCUGAAGAUUCUGCUUCCGGAAGCCUUGAUUCUGCUGCACUGUCUAGCAAUGCAUUGAGUCGGAGUGGAUCUGAUCCAGAUAGGAUAUGCACGGAUGCCUCCUUCCUCUUUGGCUCGCACUGCACUUCAUACUCAUGGAUAUCUUCAUGAGUGCCGAAGGAGAAGUCCACAUAUAAGACACUCACAAUGACUGAUGUAUUAUUCCUCUUCUGCAACCAAGAACAAUGAAACAGCAAAGAGUUAUAUUUGAAUGGGAGUUCACUUAACUUGUGCAGUGGGGUUUAUUCUGUAAACUUGGGAAUUGUGGAUGUUUGGCAAGGGAAUUGCAAAUCUUAGGGCAAAACAGUGCUACAAAAAUAGCUGACUCCUCCAUCCACCUCCCACACCACACCUUUUUGUCCAGCAGCCAUGUUGCUACACCACACUAAGUUGCCAUUGUCUGUCUAUAAGACGUCAGUUGUUAGUCAUGCUCUUAAUAUGGCUAAAUCCCUGAUCCCGUUCUCCGAUGGUUGCGCAGUGGAUUGCGAAGACAUGGAGAAACGUUCUGUCUCACUAUACAAGCGAUACGAUGAAUAUUCUGCUGUCUGGUUCCCCUGGAUUGAAUAUAUUGAACCCCAAUCCUGAGUGUGUACCCUGAUGAUAUGGUUUAUUUGGCUGGCCCCUCCUGAAGCUGAUGCCCGUCCUUUACCUGGUUCCCUGUUUCUAUGUAUCCCCCUUCUCGGUAUUCUCACUUUUUUCUUCUUUAGCGUCCCCUUUCUUUCCUUACUCUUUCUAUUCUUUUUUCUUGCUUCUCAUCUCGCUUUUUGCUGUCACACCUCCUCUUUUUUUUACUUAUGCGCACCCUUGUGAGUUCAUUUGUUUCUGAUAAUGUCCCAUUUGCACCCCCUACCCUCAUCUGCUAACGCAAGGGUGCCCAAAGGUAGAUCCUAAGAUGUUUUAAAACUACAGCUUCCACGAUCCUUUCUCAUUCUAAAGGCAUUUAAAGCAUCAUUUGAGUUGUAGUGCUACAACAUCUGGGGAUCUACCUUUUUGGCACCCCUGUGCUAAUGCAUAACUCCUCCUUGUACCUAGCUGGGACACUACAUUCUUCUCACUUCUAAUUUCUUCAUUUCCUAAUGUUCUUUUGGAAGUUUGGCCUUUUUUUCUUACUUUAAUGCAUUAUACUAAAGUCCCCAUUGUAGUCACUGUUCCUGGAUAUGUGUGCACUUGUUUAUGACCAUUUUGUGUAAUGUCGUGUGUUCUUUGUUUAUAAAAAAUUGGCAAAAAAUAAAGAAUUUUUCCAGUUUAUUCAUUUCUAAAAAUUUCUAUCCCUUGUCAGUUCUAUUCAAUGCAUUGCUUUCUUAAUAACACCCCUAUAUAUUCAGGACACUGCUUGGUGACAUACAACGUUAAUGAUUUGGAAAUACAGCAAUUAGAGAACUGCUUAGGGCCUAUGCUGGGAUUUAUACAAAAAUAGAUCUCAAAUAUUUCUGGAUAUGCCUUUUCAGAUGAUUCAAUAUGUUUAAAUAAACUUUUGAAGUCAUUUUUUUUCAAAAUACUAAAAUAUAAACUGAUUCCUACAUAGAAAAAAAUAUAAAAAUCAAUAUAUCAAAACAUAUAAAGUUUUUCAAAAUAUCAAAUCAUUUUAAAUGUAUAUCCAAAAAUAUCAAAUCAUUUAAAAUGUGUAUCCAAAAAUAUUAAAUUGAGGCCAUAGUCAGAGUGGAAAUUCAAAGUGAAUUUAAAAUUGUAGAUCAAAAUAGUACAAUAGCAAACAUUCUUCUACUCAGAUGUUGGCCUAAACCUGAAAUUCACUUUGAAUUCUCAACAAAUCAUUCUUGUGAAUAGCAUGAAUGUGACAGCUGGCCAGAAUCCAUUCCAUAUUAAUUGUGAUUAUGCAAUUGUUGAUUUAAUCUCCAGAUCUUGCAUGGGGAAAAAAAACCUUUUUUAUAUAAUCAUUUACUAUAUCUGCAAGAAAUAUAUAGGAAAGUGAAAAGAUAAAUAAUUAAGUGGGAAAAUAAAGGCAUUGAGAUAUUCUGGAGACAACAUCAGCCUGUUACCGUCUGGGGACUUUGCAGAAUUUUCAAAGACCCUCGUCAGUGACAUCGCCGCAGCGGUGUGAGGGGCAGGCAAAGGUGAAUUCUACUUAAAUGAACUUGUCCCUCGUGGGUGCAGCCAUCUUCUUCCUGCGGGUCCUCUUCAGCUCCUUGUAAUUAAGCGUCACUGCUGUAGUCACACGCAUGCGCAAGAGUACAGCAUUGAGGUCUGUGGAAGAUUUUGCAAGAGCGUGGGUUCCUCCAUAGAUAAAACCCAUUCCCUGUAGCCGUCACUGGUGAUGGCCGGGGUGAUUGACACUUCUAGACGGCGGUAGCUCUGCCCAGUUGCUAGAAGUGCCAGGCGGAGGAAAUAUACAAAGUCUGUAUAUAUACAUUGUCUCAGAAAAUCUCUUGAAAGGGUUCGAAUUUCAGAGAAAUUCCAACAUAGUCAAUAUGAGUAUUUCAUAAAGAUUCUAUUUUUUUUUUUUCCGGGGGGAAAGACUAAGGUAGGUGGUUUAUGGAUGUCCCAGGAUCCUUGAUAUGGAGCCAUUUUUCUAUAUAUAACAUUCUGUAUCUUUUUUUAUUAUUGUUAUUUUCUUUAUUUAAGGUAUCCAAUGCAUACCGAGUAAAAUACUAUAAAGAUUCCGUUAGGGAGUCACAUCGUUGACUGGAAAGAGUUCACUGCAGACCCUGCAAAGUCUGUUAAUUGUAAAAUCUUUUUUUUUAUUAUUAUUUUGUUAUAUUUUAUUGGAUUGAUACAUUAUACAAUUCUUUUUAAAAAAAAAAAAUCAAUAUUGCUACAACAUGUACAAACAUGACUGGAUUAAUUAUGCAAUGGUCUCAUCUGUUGUGCCACAGUCUAUUCAAUUUUGAAGUGAACUGAAAAAACCCCAAAACAUAAAACUGUAACUCAGUUACUACUACUAUUCUCUUUCUGAUAAAUCUGGCCGCCCUAGCUGUGCUGCAGGUCUCCGCUCGGGGCUUAGUGUGGAGCCAAUCUGUGAUUCUACUGCUUACAAUUCCCAUUACUUCCAGCAAGCCCUGUCUUUGCUUAGCAUGUUUUAAAACUUAUAUCGUCAAAUACCCUUUGGAUUAUUAUUUUUUUGUAUGUGUGCAUGUUUUUUUUUUGUUUUUUUUUAAAUACCUGAGGUUCUGUUCCACAUGUGUCGAAUCGGGCGUAUAUCUUGUAAUUAUUGCCUGAUAUUUGAGAGGGGCAGGAAGGACUUCCCAGGUAAAUGUGACUUCUCUCCAGCUGAGGGACAGAUUGACUUGGAACUAAAAUUUGGAAGUCUGUACGGGUACAGCUGACAUUCAUUGGCACAACUGAGGGAAAGAAAAGGGUUAAUGAGAGGAGGUUAUGAACGUUUACAAAAAAAUGAAUGCAUGUAUUAUUCCAAAUGUAGUUAAGAAUGUCGUUCCUAUUUAAUAUUGCUUAUAAUAUCACCAUGUAUAGAGAAUUAAAAAAAACUUACCGCACAUUCAUGGCAGCUGGAGAACACCUUAUUUAAAGGGAUAUUGUAGUCACCAGAACAACUACAGAUUAUUGUAUUUGUUCUUGUGAGUAGAAUCAUUGCCUUCAGGCUUUGUGCUGUAAGCAACGUCUUUUCAGAGAAAAGGCAGUGUUUACAUUACAGCCUAGGGAUAACUUCACUGGCCACUCCUCAGAUUGCUGCUAGAGGUGGUUCCUGGGGCAGUGAUGCACAGUGUGCAGCACUGCCACUCAGUAUCUCAACCCUCUGCAUGGAGACAGUGAACUUUCCUCAUAGAGAUGCAUUGAUUCAAUGCAUCUCUAUGAGGAGAUGCUAAUUGGCCAGGGCUGUUUAAAUCAUGCUGGCUCUGCCCCUGAUCUGCCUUCUUGACAGUCUCAGCCAAUCCCUUGUGAAAGCAUUGUGAUUGGCUCACAUAAUGACUUCUGAUUAUGUCAGCCAAGCAGGCAGAUCAGGGGAAGAUCCAGCAGCAGACUGGAAUACAAGUAAGAUUUUACUAUAUUUAGGGGGGACAAAGGAGGGACCAGGGUGUUAAAUGGUGGUUUUAAAACUAUAGGGUUCCUUUAAUAGUUCUAAGACAUAUAUUUGUUAGGUUAUUACCUUAAUCUGGGAAUUGCUAAUUUUUGGUCGAACUAAUCAAAUCAAAUUAUUUUUUCCAGUCUGAUGUUUUAUUUGUCUAAUUUUGCAAUUCCAGUUUUAAUCUCCACAGAAGGUAAAUGUUUUUUUUUUUUUUUAAUUCUUUAUUUUUCAGUGCAUCAACAGUGAUACAGACAUUUCUGCUUAUGCCACGAUUGUAUAAGGUUAAGUUAAUGUAACAAACAUGUCCAUACAGUGAUUUGGCUAUAACAUUAAAUGCACGUUUUUGUAUAGUGGUCUGGUGGGUUGUAACGAGGUGCCUACUAAAGUACUGAUAGUUGCUAGGCGAGAGAUUGUGAUCCGGUGAUUCCUCACCGUUAUGAACUUUAUGGGGGUGCAGUGACUGUUUUGGCCUUGAGGCUUUUAGGGCAUUUGUCCCACUACCCGUCAUUCUAUGUGUUGGGUCACCUCGUAUGCUGGGGUGGGUGUAUAGUUCCCUCUUUAUGUCUGGUGUCCCUUAUCUCUGUGGCUCAGAGUGCCUACUGAAGUGGGGUAGUUUAACUAGUUUGUUCCAUCGUAGUGGUCUAGCGUACCCUUAUCGUUUUGUGCCGGUAGAGUCUGCCACGUCCCCCGUGUGUAGGGUUGAUUCAGAAUGUUAUUUCGCCUAGCGAACAGGUCAUCUUCUAUAUGGGAAUGGGUUGUGGUUCGGAGCAUGGGUGUCUAUUUAGUUCUUGGGGUUCGCCUGUUAUGGCUACGUGCGUUGGUUAUGUGUCCCCUGUUUGUCUGGUUCCCGGUGUAGGGUGUAGCGCUCCAUGGUUGGUUGUGUCCCUUUACCCUGGGGCACUAGGGGGGGGAGGGAGUUGUGUAGUCGGGUCGCGGAGCUGCCGCUACGUGGUGUGAGCCCGACAUAAAGAGUGUGUUUGUAGUAGUGUGCAAUCGAACCUUAAGACAUAGGUAAACAUAGGUAAAACAUUAACGUAAAUAACAUGCGCGUUCUGUGAGUUCAGGUGGCCUCUUUCCUCUUCUCCGUCCGUGAGAUUAGGGGAGUCUUCUAUGCUGUGUGGGCGAGUGCUGGGUGUUUCUGGAGCGGGUAGUCCUUGUGGAGUGAGGCCCAGUGCUGUCAUUAAGGCAGUGCUGUCCGCAGGGUCUGACGCCUUGUGUUUAUUCCCGUCUUUCGUGACCAGGAGCGUUCUGGGUGUUGACCAUCUAUAUGUUAGUCCUGCUAUUUGGAGGAGUUUCGUGACGGGCUGCAUUCCCUUUCUCCAUAACAGUGUAGAUCUGCUCAAGUCCUGAAAGACUGAUAUGGUGCUGGUUUCAAAUUUGUACGGGGUUUUCCCUUUAAGGGCGGCUAGCAGGCCCAUUUUGUCCGUUAGCGAGUGGCAACGGAGAAUGAUGUCCCGUGGUGCUGUGGUGGGAGCUUGUGGGGAUUUAGAUAUCCUGUAUACCCCAUCGAAGGUAAAGUGUUUAGCCUGUCGCAUUGGGAUGAGGGAAGACACCAGCCUUCUAAUGAAGUGUGGUAGUUCCUCUAAGGGUACUGUCUCUGAGACUCCUCUGAGCUUGAUGUUUUUCCUUCUGCCCCUGUCGUCUAUUAUGCUGACUUGGUUAGUGAGGUUGACUUGUUGGGCUUGUAUUUGAUGCAUCUGUUCGUUUAGUGCUUUGAGGCCCUGUCUGAGGGUAAGUAUGUCUGUCUCAUUCGUUUCGGUGCGAGCAUUUAGUGUUUGUACCUCUGUUUUCAGUGCUGCCAGGUCAGCUUCCCACAUUUGGCGGAGGUUUCUUUGAAGGUUGGUUAGCAUGUCCUGUAUGUCCCCCUUUGUUGCUGGGGCUCGGCUUCUGCCCUGGGUGGGGUCGUUUUCCUGGUUUCUGCUGGGGUUUGUUCGCGGGAAGACUCCCCUCCAUCCACCUGUUGAUUCUGGGCCGUGUUUGGCCCUGGCGUUCGCAGCAUCUGGCCAAUAUCAUGGUGAGUGUUUGUGGGUUGUUUCUGGGACUUCCGACCCAUCUCCUCCGUUAUGCGUGUGUUCGAGUCUGGUAGGCCAAGGUCGCUCCACAUGCGGGGAGCCCAGUCUGCUUCGGGCUGGAGGUUUCCCGCGCGGUAGGCCUUGGAGCCGCGGCUGCGGGUUUUUCUUGCCGCGGGUUGGAAGAACGGCAUCGACGUGUUCAGCGGGUCGUACCCUGUUGUUUUCUGGUACUCGUGUGGUUAGUUGGGGUUCGGUGUAUUUGUUUUAUGCUAGUUAUUGCUCUCUUUUGUCGGAGCUCGGGAUAAUGGCUACUGCUCUCAUGCGCUGUCAGGCUCAGCCCUCGAAGGUAAAUGUUUUAAACAGGAACACAACAUAGGUUCAUACAAUAUAUUCACUAAACCUCAAACUGUAGAAAACAGAAAACCAAAUUAAAGUUGUGACUAUAGUUAAGUUGCCUAUAUUUUUCCAAAACAACAAUUUUAGCCUCAAACUAAUAAACUGUGCUAAACGAAUAACCUACACCCUGUUUUACUUUGUUUGUUAUUUUUAAAUUGAUCUAUGAGGUGAAAAAUAGUGCUAUUUGUGCAAUAUGUUUGAAAAGUUAUGACAAUAUACUUACUGCUCACUAAUUAAUAAAUUAUUUUUAUUGCCAAACACAAAAUGUAGCAAUAAUUUAAUAUCUAGGUUUUUCAUGAUUUUAUUAAAGGGGCACUUCAAGGCACACUAAGCACCAAAAUAACCCAGCUCACGCCCUUUGCUGCACUUUGUGGAGAACACCAGAGAAAAAGUCCAAGAUCGGGACUGUCCUGCCAGAUAUGGGAAACUUGGCAGGUA